AUGGCAAAGAUUUAUCCAGGUGCUGAUAUAGGCUCGGAUCACAACCCGGUGGUUGUUAGGGUGAAGAUUGCACUAAAGACAAAGAUUAAGGCUGCAACCAAGGAAGCCAGGUUGGAUAUGGACUUACUGAAGAAGAGCGAGUAUAGUGAAAGAUUUUCUGCUGCGGUACAAAAUAGGUUUAAAGGACUGAGAGUAGAAGACAUGGAGCAGACACCAGAUAACAUGCGGUCAAAUCUGAAGGACUGUAUGCAAAUGGCAGCGGAAAAAUGUCUCCCCAAAAGAAGGCGUGUAGCGAAACAAGUCUGGAUGACAGAUCACAUUCUGAAGCUCAUGGAAGAGAGAAGGAAGCACAAGCAGGUCACGUCUAAGUACAAGGAAUUGGACCAACAAAUAAGAGCAGAGUGUGCAAAAGCUAAAGAACAACGGUUUAUCAAACGGUGUGGAAAGAUAGAGACCAUGGACAUGUUGCAUCAUUCAAGGGAUAUGCACGGGGAGAUUGCAGAGAUGACCAAUAGGAACAAGAAACAAUCAAGGGUUGGCAUUAUUCAAGACAAGGAUGGGAACAUACUCUUUGAGAAUGACAAGGUGGAAAGUAGAUGGAUGGAAUACAUUAGGGAAUUGUACUACGAUGCUAGAAAUGAUCAAGUGAGUGAGAAGAACACGGAAGGUCCGGAAAUUUUGGUAGCGGAAGUAAGAACAGCCAUUGGAAAGUUAAAAACUGGACUUGUCGAUGACGGAACCCUGAACGCCAGGCCUCGGCCUGUGGACUCGCCAACUCGCCAACCUACGGGCCGCUACCCGCACAGACCUCUGAUCCGGGGACCCGCUGACCUCCUGCCUGUGGAGCUGUUCCCUGGACUGACGCCCAGCACAUGGAAAUCUUUAGCCACAGAACGAAGCCAGGCAAUAGCGCUCGACGCCAAGCCCCAGGCAGAACCGCCGAAGUUCGCGGAUACCUACCACGUCUCAGGAGUUUUCUCAUUGCCAUAUGCCGAGAUUGAAGAACCAUUUGAAGCUUGGUUUAACCUGUCUGGGAACGCCAGUCACAUUGAGUAUUACCAUGCUCGCUUCCCACCCACCAGACACCCUAUUCCCUUCCCUUGUGCCAUUCGCUCUGUGCUGGCCCUCACGUUGCCAACUUCAAUCCCCGUCUGGUCUCUGAUUCCCUCCCAGCCGCCCCCACACUUAAUCCCCAGGCUUCUCCCCCUCUGGACCCUGCCCCAACCUGAGUCACGGUUUCUAGUGGAAGAGGAUUAUAAAGGUCGGCGCUGUGCCGUGCGGCAGAAUAAUUUCGUGAACACAAAGAUAAAUGAGUACACCAUAUGGAUCACCGAUUCAAGCCAGGGCCCCAUCCCGGUGCACUAUGAAAUGAAGGGAUUUAACACCCUGCUCAGAACACAUUAUGAGUACGAAGUCAAUUAUCACACUGUCCAUCUCAAAGUGGACCCAAGUGUCUUCAAGCUACCGGAAGGUAAAUUCUACAACUGGUUGCAUUGUGAGGGUUUCUCUGGUCCAGGGGUGGAACACAGGAUCCUGGCCAACCCCAUCAAGGACUUGGUCAGCACCGAUAAGGAAGACGGGGCUCGUCGCUUCUUCCAGCAUUUCAAGGAGAGGUUUGGGAGGGAGUACGCCGAAGGUGACGUGGAGCACGAGUCUAGAAGGACUACCUUCACUCACAACAUGAGGUAUAUCCAUUCAAAGAAUCGGGCAAACCUGUCCUAUAAGAUGGAGGUUAACCAUCUCGCUGACCGGACAGAGGAGGAGAUGCUGGCCAUGAGGGGAAGGCUUAAAGGAUUAUACCUCUACAAUGGACAGCCUUUCCCCAAGGAGCGUUACGUGCCUGUGGUUCUCCCAGCCGGCCUGGAUUGGAGGUUAUAUGGUAUCGGGGAGCUUAUGAUGGACCAAGACAUGUGUGGCUCUUGCUGGAGUUUUGGAGCAACAGAUGCAUUGGGAGGUGCCCUCCUUCUUAAGACUGGAAAGUUGAUCUCUCUCUCGCAGCAAAUGUUGAUCGAUUGCUCCUGGGGCUUUGGAAACCAUGCCUGCGACGAAGGGUUGGCAUGGAGAGCGUUCGAGUGGAUCAAGAAACACAGUUCUACUGCAGAUGCAGAGUCCUAUGGUCCAUACCUGGGGCAGAAUGGACUCUGUCACUAUAACCAGUCCACAAUGACAGCAAAGGUGAAGGGCUAUACAAAUGUUACUUCAGGAGACAGUGAAGCUUUAAAGUUGGCCCUCUUUAAAAAUGGUCCCGUGGCUGUCAGAGUUGAUGCAUCUCACAAGUCCUUUCGGUUUUACAGCAGCGGGGUUUACUAUGAGCUGGAGUGUGGAAACAAACUGGAAGAUUUGGAUCAUGCUGUGCUUGGCAUUGGCUUUGGCGUGGUUAAUGCUCAGCCAUACUGGCUCAUCACGAACUGUUGGUCAACGUACUGGGGCCAUCACGGAUUCAUACUGAUGGCCAUGAAAGACAACAACUGUGGUGUCACUACAGCUGCAUUCUAUGUCACCUUGGAGUGACGACUGCUGGUUUACUUGUGUUAUAAAUUUAGAAAAUAGAUUCAAAGUACAUUUAUUAUCGAAGUAUGUAUGCAGCAGACAACCCUGAGAUCUGUCUUCCCCACAGACAGUCAUGAAACUAAGAACUGUGGAACUAACCUGUUCAGAGAAAAACUUCAAUCCCCCCAACACGUGCAAAUAAAAUUCGCACAAACGGCAACAACAGAGCAAAAACACCGAAUAUAAAGCACAAAAAUCAAAAGGCAUAUUUCAGUUCAGCUCAGUGUUAUCUGCAGGCUGCCCCGGUUAAAAGUCACCCAAGAGUAUUAACAAGGAGCGGCCAGAACUCGAACCAGAGACAUGACAAACCUGAUUUAGAGUCUAAAUCUACACACCGCAUCCAGGUGUCCUCCGACAGCGUCGAAGGAGGGAGGGGGAGAGAGAUGUAGAACGUUAAACCCCAGUGCAGGCCCUCUGACCCACGAUGCUGUAACCUACUCUAGGGUCGAUCUAACCCGCCCCCCACCACCACGUAGCUCUCCAUUUCUCUAUCGUUCAUGUGCUGAUCUAAGCGUUUCCUGGAUGUGUCGGUCAUGUCCCCUUGCAAAAUGUUCCAUGCACCCACCACUCUCUGUGUAACAUACAUCAAAGUUGCUGGUGAACGCAGCAGGCCAAGCAGCAUCUAUAGGAAGAGGUGCAGUCGACGUUUCAGGCCGAGACCCUUCGUCAGGACUAACUCUCUGUGUAAAGAGCUUAUUGCUGGCCUUCCCCUUAUACUUCCCUCCAAUCACCUUAAAAUCAUGCCUUCUUCUCUACCGAUUUCCACCCGGGGGGAGAAAAGGUUGUUAGCUAUCCGCUCUAGGCCCGAUGCAGCCGCCUCUACAUUGGUGAGACACGUCACAGAUUGGGAGACCGCUUCGUCGAGCAUCUCCGUUCCAUCUGCCAAAAGUUGAACUUCCUGGUGGCCAGUCAUUUUAAUUCUGACUCACAUGUCCAUUCCGACAUGUCAGUCCACGGCCUCCUCUUGUGCCAAGAGGCCAUCCUUAGGGUGGAGGAGUAACACCUCGGGUAACCUCCACCCUGAUGGCAUGAAUAUCGAGUUCUCCUUCUGGUAAAAUCACAUCAUGGUGUGCUCCUGGUUGCUCCAUUUUUUUGUUGCAUUUUGGGCGAUUUUAGAUCUGGCCAGUCUGCAGAUAAUGAACUGAGCUGAACCGAAUAUGCCUCGACUCCUUCGAUUUUGUGUUUUAUAUUCUGUGUUUUUCACUCUUCUUUUUGUUGCCAUUUGCACAAUUUGUUUUUUUUUUGCGCGUGGGUGGUUGAUGUUUUCUCCGAAAAAAACAAAGAUAGUUUUCUUCGUUUCGUGGCUGUCUGAGGGGAAGAUGAAUCUUGUGCUUUGAAUUUUGAGCCUCUGACCUGAUAAAGAAAAGGUCAUACAGAAGCAAUGUCUUUUGAUGUG
Mobula hypostoma (lesser devil ray) is the source of this 3946-nucleotide messenger RNA. RefSeq names its product counting factor associated protein D-like. Gene Ontology annotation, biological process: immune response; positive regulation of peptidase activity; positive regulation of apoptotic signaling pathway. Gene Ontology annotation, cellular component: lysosome. The record is from RefSeq and is a predicted model, not a curated record. Lineage: Eukaryota; Metazoa; Chordata; Chondrichthyes; Myliobatiformes; Myliobatidae. Gene Ontology annotation, molecular function: cysteine-type endopeptidase activity; cysteine-type endopeptidase activator activity involved in apoptotic process.